Electrophorus electricus (electric eel) is the source of this 851-nucleotide messenger RNA. RefSeq names its product crystallin, beta A1, like 1 (gene cryba1l1). Lineage: Eukaryota; Metazoa; Chordata; Actinopteri; Gymnotiformes; Gymnotidae. Gene Ontology annotation, molecular function: structural constituent of eye lens. Gene Ontology annotation, biological process: visual perception; lens development in camera-type eye. The record is from RefSeq and is a predicted model, not a curated record.
GUAUCGAUUCAGCCGACCCACCAUGAUGGGUAUGGCUCCCUUCUUCAAGGUUACCGUGUUUGAGCAGGAGCACUUCCAGGGCAAGUGUCAGGAGUUCACCUCAGAGUGCUGUAACAUCCAGCAGUGUGGUUUCGACAACAUCCGCUCCAUCCGUGUGCAGAGUGGCGCCUGGGUAGGUUAUGAGCACCAUGACUUCCAGGGGCAACAGUUUAUUCUGGAGAGAGGAGAGUACCCCCGCUGGGACUCAUACUGUGGAAACCUCUCCUACCAUGUAGAGAGAUUUUUGUCCUUCAGACCCAUCUACUGUGCUGAUCACCAGAACAGUCGUAUAAUGAUCUUUGAGUGUGAGAACUCCCUGGGCCACAGUGCCAAGCUCUGUGAAGACUACCCAUCUCUGCAGGCCAUGGGCUGGGGCGGCACAGAAGUGGGCUCCAUGCAUGUGCAGUGUGGCGCGUUUGUGUGUUAUGAAUUCCCAGGAUACAAGGGCAGACAGUACAUCAUGGAGUGUGAGAGGCACAACGGGGCCUACCAGCACUGGAGGAACUGGGGUUCCCACAGUCAGACUCCUCAGAUCCAGUCCAUCCGUAGGAUUCAGCAGUAACAGGGCAUCUGCAAGGCACAGCACCCAACUGCUCAGCCAGCCAGCACACACAUUUGACACACACUCACACAUGUAUUGUUUCUCCUGACCUUUAUCUUUUUAUUGGCACUACCACCACCAUAACAUCCUGAUUUACACAAAUAUGCCUAUCGUGAUUUCUUGUAAGGUUCUGAGAAACACUACCUGAGGUGCUCGACAUAACCAGUACACAUCCAACUUAGCAAGGACACACCCCUGUGAGGUGACUGGU